This is a messenger RNA of Phacochoerus africanus (Common warthog), 6260 nucleotides long. It is a transcript of the gene CNKSR2, whose product is annotated as connector enhancer of kinase suppressor of Ras 2. Bases 525 to 3224 code for a protein of 899 amino acids. The record is from RefSeq and is a predicted model, not a curated record. Gene Ontology annotation, molecular function: protein binding. Gene Ontology annotation, biological process: regulation of signal transduction. The transcript has 21 exons. Gene Ontology annotation, cellular component: membrane; cytoplasm. NCBI's taxonomy places the organism in Eukaryota, Metazoa, Chordata, Mammalia, Artiodactyla, Suidae.
GUGGCGCGCGCGCCCCGCACCCGAGGGCUGCGGAGAGAUAUUUUGGGUGGCAGGAGGCCCCUCGUCAUUUCCGCCGGGCGGCUGGUCGUGCCGGGGGCUUCACUCCCGCGCACGAGGCGAACGGGCAAGUUGGCUGCGGACGUGCGGCGGCGGCUCAUUCCUUUAGCGCCGCGACCCUCGGCAGUGCAAGCCAUGAACUGAAGCCCGGGAGGGACGGAGACCCGAGCGGAGUGGCAGAGCCACGGCAGCAGCGGCCGCUCAGCGGGGAGCCAGCAGAGCCGGCGCGGAGACGCGACCCCGGCGCCUUUCCCUCCCCGUCGCCGCUCCCACCGCUGCUUGCCCGCCGUUUGUUAAGAGACCUUGCCACCAGGAGACUCGACACACAAAAGCUGCCUUCUCCGCGCCGCCCUCCCAGCGAGGCAGCGGCCAGCGAGGGACCCCACCUGGGGGCGGCUAGGGCUGCUGAGUUCGUUUUGUGUCCGAGCUCCGCGCCCCGCGCCCCGCGCGGACCCGACUCCGUGCCCAUGGCUCUAAUCAUGGAACCGGUGAGCAAAUGGUCUCCGAGUCAAGUAGUGGACUGGAUGAAAGGUCUAGAUGACUGUUUGCAGCAGUAUAUUAAGAACUUCGAAAGGGAGAAGAUCAGUGGGGACCAGCUGCUGCGCAUUACGCAUCAAGAGCUAGAAGAUCUGGGGGUCAGUCGCAUCGGCCACCAGGAACUGAUCUUGGAAGCAGUUGACCUGCUGUGUGCCCUGAAUUAUGGCUUGGAAACAGAAAAUCUAAAAACGCUUUCUCACAAGUUGAAUGCAUCUGCCAAAAAUCUACAGAAUUUUAUAACAGGAAGAAGAAGGAGUGGCCAUUAUGAUGGGAGAACCAGCCGAAAAUUGCCAAAUGACUUUCUGACUUCAGUUGUGGAUCUGAUUGGAGCAGCCAAGAGUCUGCUUGCCUGGUUGGACAGGUCGCCAUUUGCUGCUGUCACAGACUAUUCAGUGACAAGGAAUAAUGUCAUACAGCUCUGCUUGGAAUUAACAACAAUCGUGCAACAGGAUUGUACCGUAUAUGAAACAGAGAAUAAAAUUCUUCACGUGUGUAAAACUCUUUCUGGGGUCUGUGACCACAUUAUAUCCCUGUCAUCAGAUCCUCUGGUUUCCCAGUCAGCCCACCUUGAAGUAAUUCAGCUGGCAAACAUCAAACCAAGUGAAGGGCUGGGUAUGUAUAUUAAAUCAACAUAUGAUGGCCUCCAUGUAAUUACUGGAACUACAGAAAAUUCACCUGCAGAUCGGUGCAAGAAAAUCCAUGCUGGGGAUGAAGUGAUUCAAGUUAAUCAUCAGACUGUGGUGGGGUGGCAGUUGAAAAAUUUGGUGAAUGCACUACGAGAGGACCCGAGUGGUGUUAUCUUAACUUUGAAAAAGCGACCUCAGAGCAUGCUUACCUCAGCACCAGCUUUACUGAAAAAUAUGAGAUGGAAGCCCCUUGCUCUGCAGCCUCUUAUACCUAGAAGUCCCACAAGCAGCGUUGCCACGCCUUCCAGCACCAUCAGCACACCCACCAAAAGAGACAGUUCUGCCCUCCAGGAUCUCUACAUUCCCCCUCCUCCUGCAGAGCCAUAUAUUCCCAGAGAUGAAAAGGGAAACCUUCCUUGUGAAGACCUCAGAGGACAUAUGGUGGGCAAGCCAGUGCAUAAGGGAUCUGAAUCACCGAAUUCAUUUCUGGAUCAGGAAUAUCGCAAAAGAUUUAAUAUUGUCGAGGAAGAUACUGUCUUGUAUUGUUAUGAAUAUGAAAAAGGAAGAUCAAGUAGUCAAGGAAGACGAGAAAGCACCCCAACUUAUGGCAAGCUACGACCUAUAUCUAUGCCAGUGGAAUAUAAUUGGGUGGGGGACUAUGAAGAUCCAAAUAAGAUGAAGAGAGAUAGUAGAAGAGAAAACUCUCUACUCCGCUAUAUGAGCAAUGAAAAAAUUGCUCAAGAAGAAUACAUGUUUCAGAGAAACAGCAAGAAAGACACAGGGAAGAAGUCUAAAAAGAAGGGGGAUAAGAGUAGUAGCCCGACUCACUAUUCGUUGCUACCUAGUUUGCAAAUGGAUGCACUAAGACAAGACAUCAUGGGCACGCCUGUGCCAGAGACCACACUGUACCAUACAUUUCAGCAGUCUUCUCUGCAGCACAAAUCAAAGAAGAAAAACAAAGGUCCUAUAGCUGGCAAGAGCAAAAGGCGAAUUUCUUGCAAAGAUCUUGGCCGUGGUGAUUGUGAGGGCUGGCUUUGGAAAAAGAAAGAUGCAAAGAGUUAUUUUUCACAGAAAUGGAAGAAAUACUGGUUUGUCCUAAAGGAUGCAUCCCUGUAUUGGUAUAUUAACGAGGAGGAUGAAAAAGCAGAAGGAUUCAUCAGUCUGCCUGAAUUCAAAAUUGAUAGAGCCAGCGAAUGCCGCAAGAAAUACGCAUUCAAAGCCUGUCAUCCUAAAAUCAAAAGCUUUUAUUUUGCUGCUGAGCAUCUUGAUGAUAUGAACAGGUGGCUUAACAGAAUUAACAUGCUGACUGCAGGAUAUGCAGAAAGAGAGAGGAUUAAGCAAGAACAAGAUUAUUGGAGUGAGAGUGACAAGGAAGAAGCAGAUACUCCAUCAACACCCAAACAGGACAGCCCUCCACCCCCCUACGAUACAUACCCACGGCCUCCCUCCAUGAGUUGUGCCAGUCCUUACGUGGAAGCAAAACACAGCCGGCUCUCCUCAACAGAGACCUCUCAGUCGCAGUCCUCCCACGAGGAGUUCCGCCAGGAAGUAACUGGGAGCAUUGUGGUGUCCCCCAUUCGUAAGACAGCCAGUCAGCGCCGCUCCUGGCAGGAUUUAAUCGAGACGCCCCUGACCAGCUCAGGAUUACAUUAUCUUCAGACUCUGCCCCUGGAGGAUUCUGUCUUCUCUGACUCCGCGGCCAUCUCCCCAGAGCACAGGCGGCAGUCCACCCUUCCAACCCAGAAGUGCCACCUCCAGGAUCACUAUGGGCCGUAUCCCUUAGCCGAGAGCGAGAGGAUGCAAGUGUUAAACGGCAAUGGGGGCAAGCCUCGAAGUUUUACUCUGCCUCGAGAUAGCGGGUUCAACCACUGCUGUCUGAAUGCGCCGGUUAGUGCCUGUGACCCGCAGGAUGACGUGCAGCCCACAGAGGUGGAGGAAGAGGAGGAGGAGGAGGAGGAGGAGGAAGGGGAGGCAGCAGGGGAAAACAUAGGAGACAAAAGCUAAUACACUGCGAGAGUUGGUAGAACCUCUCCAUGCCAAAUCGGAUCCACUUCUGUUGGCACUCAACCCAUUGGACUCACAGAUUGAUAAGCUAAUGUUUAGAGAAUUUAGAUCGGAGAGAGUCGGCACGACGCAGACUCAACAUCAACCUCUUGCAAGCAACUAAAAUGGCCUCGUCCUUGCUGUUUAUUACAGAGAACAGACUUUUAAAAGCUUAGAUCAUCAAGUGUUUUUGGAUUGGGGGCCUCCCUAAAGGGAUAUUAAGAGGGGCAGGCCACUCUUAAGAAGAAUGCGAGCUUUCUCCACUGGGACUAGCGUAAGAUCAAAGCCAAUCAAGAUGGAACACAGUGACAGAAAACUGCUGUUUCUGUGGGAGAACAGAGGGAAAGGGGAUUGACGGGGGAAGGGCUCUGUGUGGUGACACCUCAGUUAUGUUCUCCUGACACCAGGAAAGGAGAAGGGUCAGCUCCAAUAACUAGAAAACCCUGGCUGUUUAAUGGACUCUUUGGUGGCCUCUUUAAGGCAAAGCAGAGAAAGCAAAUUCUGUGUGUAUUAAGUGUAUUUUGCAUUUUUACAACUUGACGUGCUGUAUUGUACUAAAUUAAGUGUAAUCUAUUAAGGCAAGGUAUCCACAACCUGCUCUGAAACUUACUAUGUUUAUUCUAUUAUAAAGUGUAUUCAGGUGCAACACAGAGACUGCUUUCAGUGACACUAAUGAAGACAAUUCCUCAUGCCAGGCUUUACUAGAUUCCUCAGCUAAAAGCCUAACUUUCUCCUUAUUUCUUGGCACUUGUAUACAAAUGGUAUUGCCUCAUAGGACAGGCAUGGGCUAUUCUUUUCUGUAAAAUUUUCCAAAUCUAUAGGCUGUGGUUUUCACUUUUGAAAAAGUAUUUUGUCUGGUUGUCUUUCAAACUAGCUUCAGAUAUUAUUUAAUACUUACUAUGUAACUGGGUCCCUUAUGGCUCAAUACUGCUUAUUUUUCUUCUGUAGUGGAUGUGAUAUUUCCUUUAUUUAGUUGGAUAAGAUACUCUGUAAUAAUUUCAAUGCUAAUUAAUGGAUAUUUCAUACUGUGCAAUGAACAGAUAAUUUAACAUUGUAUUUGGAAAUGUUUUUUUUUUCUCCCUGUCGCCGCAGUGUGUGGUAUUGCAUAAUGUGAAUACCUGUAAAAAUAUAAAUUACGUAAAAAUAAAAAUAUGACCAGUUGGUAUCAGAUCUUUUCAGAUAGCUAAAAAAUUUGCUUCGUAUGCUUGAUAGUAUAUAUCUUUCUAAAGAGAAGUAAUCUAUGCUUCUUUCUCACAAAUGGAAUUUGUGUUGUGAAUAAAAACACAUUGAUCUGCCUUACAGUUGCUUCUGUGCUCUAACCAUUUGAAUGUGUUUUUUUAAGUAUAUCUAAAAAUGAUGGUUUCGGUAUGUAGAAGUGCAUCAAAAAGCAUGUUGUUGGCAUUUAACAUUAGUGGGAUUGUCUUGGGUCAUUCUCCCUAUUUAAGUCACAGUAAAAUUUUAUAGUAUGAAGAGUUUUAUUUUUUCUCAUUAAGGAAGUAUGGUGACUCCAUGUUAAUUUUUAAAUAUAGUCAUCUCUUAGCUUUGGUUUUAAACUGCCCCCUUUGUGAAUUCCUGCCUAGGAGCCAGAUACCUUGACCCCCAUGUCUCUAUUAGUUAAAUUCUCCAAAUUAUGUGGGUAAAUAUAGAAUCUGUCAUUCAUUUUUGUAGUUGUCCUUCAAAGAACCUUCCCUUUGGGUCAAUAAAUCAAUGCCAAGGACACCAAGAUUCUUCCAUCUGAACUAUUUGUCACUAAAAACUACUGUAGUCCCCUGAAAAUUCAACCACUGUCAUAUACUUGUGGCAUUAAACCGCAUAAUUAGGCAGAAGUCACAUGCUUAGAGAAAGAAGUGCAAAAUAAGCUUCAGCUCUGUCUCUUUUGUCACAUCUUUGUGGACGUAAGCUUUACUGUUGUGCAGAAGGGAUUGACAGACACUGGUAUGGGCUGUACUUAAUUCUGGUGAAGCACAAGGUCAUUUGUUACAGGAUGGGUUUCACAUAUUCUUCUUUAAAAAUACACUUAGCAAUACUGGUGGCUUCACUCAAGCUGUCCUUUCAAAAGAAGUGGUUUUUCCUCAUUAAAAUCUAUUUUUUUCAUCAGAGAAAUGAUUAUUAUUUUGCCUAAAAGAAAAUAAACCAAUUACUUCUAAUUAUGAAAAGGGUAGUUGAUUACAGACUGACAAGUAAAAGCCAGCUUUUAAAAUCUUAUGCUUUUUUUCUGAUACAACAAACUGCCAUCUCCUCCCCCAGUUUUACAAUGCAAGGCAUAGCUAGUUGACUUAUAUAAAAACAUGAAUUAAGAGAGCUAAUCUUUAAUUAUGAAACAAUUCAAAUUACAGUGUAAACUCCUGAAUACAUAAUCAUCUUUAGUAUAAAACCUACAAACACUAAACCCAUCUACAUUAAAACCAUUAAAACUUUGUCACCUUACAUAUAAAUACGUUGUUCAUUAUGGUGCACUAGUAAAUUAGUAUUCACAGAAAAUAGUCCUGUGUUUCCAUGCAAAUGUUAAUUGCCUUUCAUGGCAAGAACAGUGCUCCACGGACGUGAUACCAUUAGCCUGGAAGCCUUAGAACACUCUGUGGCCGUGCAAGAAUGAAUGCCUCUCACGUUUGACUGGUGACUAAUGCUGCUAUGUCCAGCCUUCUCUCCCACUUGUGACUUAGCCUCUCCCAGCCUUCUGUGCUCAUUACACAGCAGUGUUGUGGAAGGAACAACUGUUUCCACAAGGACAUCAUUGUCCAGUUUUAAAAGAGCACAGUUCCCUUCCAAAAUACGUACCAGCACUGAUUAUUCAUUGUUGGCUUGGUUCUUCAAGAGCCCAGUUGGUAUUCUCAUUUUGUUUUGCUUUGUUUUGUUUUCAUUUUUUCCUCUCCUUCCACAUUGUCAUUCCAGGGCCAGGAAAAGAGGGAGGACACUGGAAUGACAUUUUAGGUUUCCACAUUUGUAUUCUGCUCUUCCAAAUUUUCACCAAAGAAACAUGAACAAAAUUACACAAUA